CAAAACAUCUUACAGUGCAUACUAGUCCUUUAAGUUAUUUCUGUCAGUAGAGGACAAUUUCUUGGAUAUUCAAAGCUGUCUAUUUUUUCUCUUUUUGACACUUAAUUUCUCUUUCUCAGGACCAGCACCAGCAGAGGAGAGGUGCUUCAAUAGUUAAAAUAACAACUGCCUAGAACAGGGGAUGCCAUAUUCUUGUUUCUCAACAAUAAGCAGGGAGUUACACCUUAUGGCGAAUUCUUUAUCCAAGAAAUGUAAUAAGUGGCAGUUUCAGUAUUGUCAAUUGGUCAUGUUUUUCUUCAUUUAAAGAAUUGAGUGAAAAACAACAGACUGAAUAAAAAACAAUUGAUCCUCGCAUUAGUUGUAUUCAGAUUUUCAGAAAUUCAGAUAUGAGUGUAAAUUUUUACCAGUAUAUUGUUCUUUCUUGUUUUUUGAAAAAUUAGAAGCCCAGUCACACUGAUCAGGUUUAUCCCUAAGUAUAGCAGUGCCAUACUGUACACUGAGGAGGUGGUGAAUUUACCUAUUUACCUAUAGUUCCAGAUCACUUGAUAAUAUAUCUAUCUGUAAGAAAUGUUAAUGUAAGAUAAAGUACAUCCUUAAUGCAAUUUUUUUUAUUGAAUUCAGAUUGUAGGCCUACCCUACUUCUAACAGGGUUUUGGGUGCAUUGCGAGUUUUAUAAUAGUUAUCUCGUUUUACAUUAGAAAAAUGAUAAGCGCAUGCCAUUAAAAACGUGGAGGCUACAACACUAAGCUCCAAGUGUGGUAGUUUCAUAUUUCGGGUUAAUUACGCCCCAGGAAGAACGACAGCUUGCACCACAAGUCAGUAGGUUUCAAAGCUCAUUCCAUUGGCUGCUGUGCAUGAACAGGGUUUGGGUGGGAUCAAAGCCAGCUUUUUUUUUUUUGUCUGCUGUGGUCUGGAUCAGAUUUAAAACACAUGCUUCUGCACGCUUCUACAAGGGCAGUGAAUUCAAGGAAAAUAUCACAGAAUUGGAUUAAAGCUUUCAGCAACUAGAAACCUGUGUCGGUUGAGUAGAAUUUCAACAGGAAAAGAAAAAGAUUUAUCACUCAAAGACGGAAUACAUACUUUUAUGAGUAUUCUUCUGUACAGAUCACAGCAUUCCAGAAUUGAACAGCUUAUGAAUUUAACAAAACUUUGAAUGGGAACCUCUAAGGAAAUGUAAUACCUGUCUGACUGGUCCUGCUACAGAAUAUACAUAUAUAUUGGAGUUCUAAAUAACACAAUGAAGACACACUGCUGUAUCAUUAUGCACCUAUUGGCAGUUUCGUUUGCACGACUAAUGCAAGGGGCAGAGUAUGAUCAUGACACUCAACAGAGCAGGGAAGCCGUGGAGCACAGGAUUAGAUCUACCUCGAACCUAGAGGAGCUGCUGCAGACCACGCACUACGAGGACUGGAAGCUGUGGAAGUGCAGACUGAAACUCAAGGAGCUCGCGACCAAGAAUGAUCCCCCCUUGCUGACCUCUCACCGUUCCACGCGGUAUGCUGCUGCCGUCUACGACCUGGAAAUUCUGAAAGCCAUUGAUGAUGAAUGGCAGAAAAUCCAGUGCACGCCCCGGGAGACAUGCGUAGAUGUUGCCAAGGAGCUGGCCACUAACACAAACGUUUUCUUCAAGCCGCCUUGUGUGUCUGUCUUCAGGUGUGGUGGAUGCUGCAAUGAAGAAAGCCUGUCAUGCAGAAACACGAGUGUCUCCUACAUCACUAAAACACUCUUUCAAAUAUCCAUUCCACUGACAUACAUGCCACAGCCUGUGACCUUAGGAGUAGCCAAUCACACAGCCUGCAAGUGUAUGCCACCUACAAUGAUCCGAAGACAUGCUCCUCACCACCACAGAGACAACAGUUGCCACCAUUCACCAAAACCAUGUAAUAAUGUUGAGUUCUGGGACAGUACAACAUGUCAGUGCGUGCCAUACCCACAGAGGAGGAUGAGAGCAGAACUUUCUCCGAUCGCAGAGCUGGCAGUCUGUGGACCCUUUGCGAUGUUUGAUGAAGAUCUGUGUGAAUGUGUCUGCAGACGGGAAUGCCCCGUAAACUACUCCAUGAACUUUGGGAACUGUACCUGCCAGUGUUCUGAAAGCUCUGAGACCUGUGCCCAAAAAGACAGGCUUUUCGACCCAGAGUCUUGCAGCUGUAAGUGGGAGAGGGAGUGCCCAGUAAAACACUGUCAACCUGGAAGGUCUAACAAGCUGAAAAACUGCCAUUGUGUCAGGGAGAGAAAGAACCGCCACCCCUGAAACAGGGAGAAGACAGAGUGAACUCUCUUCAGAGCAUCACUUCAUAAGCUUCACUUAAUUUAUUAAUGUGUUUGUAUUAUUAUCAUUACUACACAAUGUAAUGUAAUCUAACUCUUAAUCCCCUUACAUGCAAUAUUAACAUAUUACUGUUGUAUGACUGUUGCUUUUCCAUUAAGUAAGCACUGAACAUUUAAUCUUCACUUUAAAGUUAUGGUAUUUUU
Polyodon spathula (Mississippi paddlefish) is the source of this 2472-nucleotide messenger RNA. RefSeq names its product vascular endothelial growth factor D (gene vegfd). Gene Ontology annotation, molecular function: growth factor activity; chemoattractant activity; vascular endothelial growth factor receptor 3 binding. Gene Ontology annotation, cellular component: membrane. The transcript has 8 exons. The coding region runs from base 1238 to 2251 and encodes 337 amino acids. The record is from RefSeq and is a predicted model, not a curated record. Lineage: Eukaryota; Metazoa; Chordata; Actinopteri; Acipenseriformes; Polyodontidae. Gene Ontology annotation, biological process: positive regulation of endothelial cell proliferation; positive regulation of mast cell chemotaxis; vascular endothelial growth factor signaling pathway.